AAUUAUUUGAAUGCCUUUAUUUUCGUGAAAAGACUAUUACUUGUUCUAAAAAAUAGCUAACAACUUUUUCCCUAGACAUUUUCUCCAAUGGUUAUUUAUUCUAGCCUUUUUAUAAUUAAUAAUCUUUUUUUUUUUUGAUAUAUACGCAUAUAUCUGUGGAUAUAUUUGACCAUUUGUACAAAUGUUUUAUGGAACUAAUGAACUAUACAGAAUACGAAAAAAGAAUCAAGAAUAUCAGAACCACCAUGACAAAUUAAAUUUAAUUUGUCAUUAGAACCACGAUUUAAGAUAUGAAUCGUGAUCAGAACAUGGAUGAAAGUGAUGUUGGGACAAAUGUAUAAUACCCGUGCUAACGUAUUUGACAAAUUUUGAUCAAAACGUGAUAAGAGUUAACAAUUGAACUUCCUCGUGAGCACGUUUAAGACGUGCUCGUGAGUUUGAGUUUUGUUUACUACUAAACAUAAUCAAUCUUACUAUUUAACGUCCACGUAGUUAAACGCUAACUAUGAUUGUAUUAUAUUUUAUAUUAUUAUAAUAUAUGUAUGUAUAAUGUAUUUAUUACAUAUUAUGUAUUGUUAUAUUUCGUGAUAAUACCGUUAAACGAAUGUCCAAACGUGCUCUCAAGUUUUAAAUCAGUCAUUCAAAACAUUCAGACAUUCAACUUUAAUUGCGUUCUGACCUAUAACUUAUGCUUAGAAACGAGAAUAUGGGUGAAAUUGAAAAUCCAUACAUAAAUACCAUCUACAGACAAGUAGUUACUGAACAUUUUCAAUCAAAUGAGUGGAGGGAAAUUUUGAUUAAUCCUGAAGGUGCUUCAACUACUCUGCUCGAUGAAAGUACACUACCUCGAUCAGGCGGACACUGUUUCAAAGAUAUUCCAAACCGUUUUAUAUUUUGGCGUGUUUUGUAUGAUAAACUUGAAUUAGUCGAGUAUAGUUUAGACAUGAAUCUUACAGAAAACCAAGUACGUAUACAUUUUUGUGAUUCGCCUGUAUUGGAAAGUGGAAUAUCUGUGCAUGAGACAUUAGAAUCUGUUGUUUUAUUAGUGCCGACAGCAUGUAGUUGUCACCGAUUGACAUUUCCGCGACCAAAUCGUCUGGAAAAUGUUAAUGACAAUGUGUUAUUGGAUUCAUCAAUUUUUUCAAAUUUUAAUGUACCAUCUAUUGAUGAUCCAGCAACAUUUUAUUCUUAUAAUGCAAAACUUAGCAAUCCAUAUUCAGCUGCUUCUUGUUUAGAUCAAAAACAUGAUGCUAUAUUUAUAAUAGCUCUUCAAAAUAAUGUCAUGCUCUACAUACGUAUGGAGUAUAUUUCUGGACUACCCACAUCAAAAGAAAUUUGUCAAGAAUCUGCUGUACCUCGAAUGCUUUCAAAUAUAACCAAAGUUUUUUCUACACAUACUGAGAAUCCAGUUAUUAAUAGUUUAGUUGUACACCCAUUUCAACAAGAUAUUUAUGUAUAUUCUCUUGAUAAUACAUGUGAAUUAAAAGUUUGGUCAAUCGAGAAAUCUAUCUAUAUUUAUAUUAUGGAUAUGAAAAAAAUAUAUGCAGCUUCAACAGAAAAUGGUUCAAAACCACAUAUUAUUCACAAAAGUUUUGAUGAUCAACUUUUACUUACUAUUUACCUCAGUUUAUCUGAAAGUUCAACAUUUGUAGUGCUUGAACCAUGCACUGAUCAUGGUAUGUUUAAACUUCAAGAAAAGUUUAAUGUGCGGUCACCCAUAAAUAGUAGAUUAGUUGAUAUGUCAUUGUAUGGUAAUGAAAUUUGGUGCAUAUGGAGAACAGGAAAAGAUACUGCUUGUGUUAAAUCUGUAAAUAUCAGGAAUGGUGGAUGGAAAGAUUGUUCUUUGGAUAUUACUGUUUUUGAACAAUCUAUUCAAUAUUCAUCUAACCCAAAACAAAAUUAUUUGGAUAAAAUAUUUUCGUCUUCAACCUAUUUUACAAAUGAUGAUUUGAAAAACGCUAUUGCUGUUUAUGAUACAUCUGAUGAUUGUGAAUUUAUUACUGAUUACCGUACCAAAAUAAGUAAUGUAAUCGAUACAAAAGUUGCUCAGGAAAUGGAUAAAUAUAACUCUGCAGAUAUUGAGUCACAAAUGCAACUAAUUGAACAAUGUAGUGUCAGUUUUUAUAAAAGCUGUUUAGAUUACCGACGUAAAAGAUUAGCUCCUCUUGGACUUAUUUGGUUAGGCUCACCAUCGUUUUUAGUAGUUGUUGUUACAAAUUCAAGCUUUUGUUUUUUGCGACCAUCAGACAAAAUCGAAAAUAAUAUAUUUUCAUUUAAAAAUCCUGAAAAUGAAACCAAAUUAAAUAACUUACUCAAUGUGCUGAUGUCAGAACCAAAAAGUAAUUUUAAUUUGUUUUUAGAUAUCAAUAUGUCCCCAAAAAACUUUUUGGAAUUGAUUAGAAGUUGUUAUAUGUUUAAUAGUAGUGAUUCAAUUAUAUCAUUAUUUUUAAAUGGAUGUAAUGUUCUUGAUACUGUUCGUGUAUUAAUAAAGAUGCUGCAUGCUGAUUCAAAAAUAGAUGAAGAUAUGGAAGAUACACUAUAUUCAAGGUGUUUUAGAAGUAAAUUAGGUAUUAGUGUAGUUUCUCACAGUUUUCAUCAAAUAAUGGUGACACGUUUUGACUUAUGUUGUAGAUUGUUUACAUUUAUGGAGUUAAAUUCCAAGAAUUAUGGACAAACUAGAGAGUAUAUUGUUGAUGCUAGUAAUCUUGCUUAUAGCUAUUGGAUUCAAGCUUUAUUUUCACAUGAUAUAAAGUUAUAUGAAAAAAUGAUCUCUUCUAAUGUAUUGUUAGCCAGGGAACCAUUUAUGGAUUAUAUUGAUAGCUUGUUAAAUUACACUUGGCCACUUAUUGACGCUUCUACUCUUGUGAAAUUCUUAUUACAAGAGGGACAAUUCACAUUCAUACAACAAAUUGCUCAAUUAUUGGGCUUUAAUAAAUGGGAAGAAACAUUAAUUAUUUCAUACUUAUUAAAUAAUGAUCCAGAUAAAGCACUUAAAAUACUUAUAAGUGAUCUUAAAAAAAAUUUAGACAAUUUUCUAAAAGCUAUUACUCUGUUUGAAAAAUUUAGUUAUUAUGAUCACGCAGUAAAACUUGGAAAUCAUGCAUUGAAAAUAUGUAAAUAUACUGAAAAUAAAAACAUGACAUCAAUGUUUCAUUCUAACAAUUUUCUUAAUAAUUUAAAAUUAAAAGCUUAUAGAAGUGCAUACAAUAAUAUUUUAUGUUUAGAAGAUCAAGAUCGAAAAUUAAAUUGUUUGCAUACAUUUGUCUUAACAUUAUUAGAAAAUAAUGAAAAAGAAGAACUCAUGAGUUUUAAUUUUUAUGGUUUACAAAGCUCAGUAGAAGAUAUAGUAUUAAAAAAAGCGCGAUCUUUGUCAAAUGUAGAUGCAUAUCCUUUUUACAUGUUUUUAUGUUCAAUUCAUGAUAAAUAUGCCAAGUAUAAAAAACUAUCAAUGACAUUCUAUGAAUUAUAUUUACGGACUGAUACAUGUGUAGCCCAAGAACAAUAUUUAAGGCUAUCACUGUUAUACCUAGAAAUAUUAAACCCUAAUGAUGCUUGGUUUGUAACAGUUUCAUUACCUUUUUUUUCAAAGACUGAUGAUGUUCAUAAUGGAAUAAUACAAAUUGAGCACUUAAAAAAAUUAUGUUGGUUGGCUCGAGCUCGUCAAGAAAUUGAAGAGUCUACAAUCAAUAUAGAUGUACAAAGUGUGAUAUCUAUAUUGUUAACGAAACAUAAAUAUAAAGAUGUGAUGCGUUUGUCUAAAAUGUGGAAUUUAUCACUUUGUCAGCCAUUAAGAGAGUUGGUAAAAACUUGUUUAUCUCUUAUAGAUUCUGAAGAGUGUGAUAAAGCAUGGAUUUGGUUAGCCGACAACGGAGUUAGUGGUGAGGGCAUUGAUAGUAAAAAAAUAGCUUGGCAUUUUUUAGAGAAAUUAGUAAAUAGGUAUGAACAAGAAGGAAAAACAUUGAUACAUUAUCAUGUAGCUGAUGAGCUACUCAGACAUAAAUCAUUUUUACCUAAUUGGAUUGUCAAAACAUUUAAAGAAAGAAAUGUUGGUGAACUUUUACAAUUAUACUUAAGUUAUGGAGAAUUAAUACACUGUUCAGAUUUAAUAUUAGAACUUAUUGAAAAAGAAAUAAGUAGUGAUGAUACUGAGAGUACAUUUGAUAAAACAAUACCUGUAGAUAUUAUAGAAUGUGUAAUAGUAAAUUUAAAACAUAAUAAUUUACAGGCUGGAGAUGAAAUUCUUAAUAAAUAUAAAAUAUUUUGUGAUAAAAUUGUAGUACAAGAAAAUAAAAUGAAGUAUUUUUAAUAAAAAUGUAUAAGUUUUAUAUUUUGUACAAAUAAAAUUACUUAUGUUUUUGGAUACUUAAAAAUUACAAUACAAAUUUAUUUUUAAAAUUUUUAACUUUGUUCUAAUUGCUAAUAUGAAGUAUGUAAAUUGUAAAAUAAUUAUAAAAUGAAAUGUUUUUAUUUGUUUUAUAUUAUUGUGUUCACCUAUUCAUGCAAAUUCAAAAAAGUCAAAUCAGCUAAUUUUUAUAAAAUAAUUAUGUUUACUAGGUAAAU
Messenger RNA from Aphis gossypii (cotton aphid), 4560 nucleotides. Its product is annotated as nuclear pore complex protein Nup160-like. Gene Ontology annotation, molecular function: structural constituent of nuclear pore. Gene Ontology annotation, cellular component: nuclear pore. The coding region runs from base 689 to 4306 and encodes 1205 amino acids. The record is from RefSeq and is a predicted model, not a curated record. The transcript is spliced from 2 exons. NCBI's taxonomy places the organism in Eukaryota, Metazoa, Arthropoda, Insecta, Hemiptera, Aphididae.